Molecule: messenger RNA, 1293 nt
Organism: Aspergillus fijiensis CBS 313.89
Lineage: Eukaryota; Fungi; Ascomycota; Eurotiomycetes; Eurotiales; Aspergillaceae
Product: aromatic prenyltransferase
Exons: 3
Coding region: 1-1293 (430 amino acids)
Biological process (GO): alkaloid metabolic process
Molecular function (GO): transferase activity, transferring alkyl or aryl (other than methyl) groups
Source: RefSeq, a predicted model, not a curated record
AUGGCGCAAGGCAAUCUACCCACCGCGCCAUCUCCAUACAUCUCUCUCAGUCAGUCCCUACUCUUCCAUACCCAGGAUGAACACGACUGGUGGCACCGCGCGGCGCCCGUUCUUGCCCGAAUGCUGCACAACGCCGACUAUGAGAUCCACAAACAGUACCAGUACCUGGCCUUCUUUGCCCAGCACGUCGUCCCCGCGCUGGGUCCAUCUCCAGCCAACCCGCGCCCCAACCUCUACCGGGGCGUCUUCAACCUUGAGUUUAGCCAGAACUUUCAGGAGUCAGGCUGCAUUAUCCGCCUGGCGUUCCUCCCCGUGAACUACCUCGCCGGGGUCCCCGGCAAAGACCCGUUCAACCGACUCUCUACCCCCGAGGUGCUCGCCCGAUACGCUCAGGUCGACGGCAUCCAUCUCGACCUUCAACUCUACCAGCAACUGGUCAGCGACCUCACCCUGAACAAAAAGGAAGAGGACCACUUGCUGUCCACGGAAAGCCCCUUGCCGCCGGUCUUCAAAACCCAGAGUGGCAUCGCCCUGGACCUACGCAAGGAGGGCAAGAUGGUCGUCAAGCUGUACACCUUCGUCGUCGGCAAAUCUAUGGCGACGGCCACGCCCGCGUCGACGCUGGCCCUCGACGCCGUCCGCAAGGUGGACCAGGGCGCCGCCAGCCGUUUCCGCACAGGCAUACGGCCCAUCCAGGCCUUUCUAGACGAGAAGCAGGGCACCCCGGACGCGAUGAUACCCGCGUCCCCGACCUCCUUCCACCCGCGCGGUAUGAUCCAGUUCGGCUGCGACCUGGUGGAUCUCGCGCGCACGCGCUUCAAGUUCUACAUCCACGACUACAUCGUGAAUACGGACCGACUGGCGGAGCUGUGGACGUUGGGUGGGAGGCUGCGGGAGCGCGACUGUCCCGGCAUCGAGAAGGGGCUGGGGAUCCUGCACGAGCUGUGGUCGAUCCUCCAGGUCCGCGAAGGUUCUACUACCUCCAAGCCACAAUUCUACUACGACCAGCAGUUCCUGAUCGUCAACUACGAGAUCCACCCUGGCGACCCCUGGCCCGUGCCCAAGGUGUACUUCCCGCUGUUUGGCAUGACGGAGGAUGCGGUCAUCGACGCGGUGGUCGCGUUCUUUGAGCGGCUGGGGUGGGCGCAGCAGGCGCGCGUGUAUCGGGAGAAUAUGGUCGCUUGCUUCUCGACUCGCGACUUGGAGAAGACGACGGAUAUCCAGGUCUGGCUCUCGUUCUCCUAUUCCCCUAAGAAGGGGCCGUAUACUACUGUGUAUUACCGAAGCCUGUGA